Fundulus heteroclitus (mummichog) is the source of this 2031-nucleotide messenger RNA. RefSeq names its product ubiquitin-conjugating enzyme E2Ka (UBC1 homolog, yeast) (gene ube2ka). The coding region runs from base 312 to 914 and encodes 200 amino acids. Gene Ontology annotation, cellular component: nucleus. Lineage: Eukaryota; Metazoa; Chordata; Actinopteri; Cyprinodontiformes; Fundulidae. The transcript has 7 exons. The record is from RefSeq and is a predicted model, not a curated record. Gene Ontology annotation, molecular function: protein binding; ubiquitin conjugating enzyme activity. Gene Ontology annotation, biological process: proteasome-mediated ubiquitin-dependent protein catabolic process; protein polyubiquitination.
UGCAGUUUUUGGUAUUAAAAUGUUUUCAGUUCCACCAACCAUUGUGAUGUUGCACAUUUGAUAUGACGAAUACGCGUUAAGCUACUUCCCUCCAGGUUAAACUUCCCACCAACACCGGGGACUGACGAGGCAGGAGGCGGACAACGUUCCAGCUGUUAUUUUUGAGUCUGUGUAUUACCAAAAAAAAAAAAGAAAAAAAGAAAAAAAAAAAGUCAGGAGCUGUUGUCGGUGAAAGGAGCUAGCGCUAGCUGACUGGUCGGACUGGCGACGAGGCCCCAACCAACCAACCGGACGGGAACCCUGGGGGAACCAUGGCCAAUAUUGCUGUUCAGAGGAUAAAACGGGAGUUCAAGGAGGUCCUGAAGAGCGAAGAGACGAGCAAAAACCAAAUAAAGGUAGACCUGGUGGAUGAGAACUUCACAGAACUCAAAGGGGAAAUAGCAGGGCCCCCUGACACGCCGUAUGAAGGAGGUAGAUAUCAGCUAGAAAUCAAAAUUCCAGAGACGUAUCCAUUCAAUCCACCCAAGGUGCGGUUCAUCACAAAGAUCUGGCAUCCCAACAUCAGCUCAGUCACAGGUGCAAUAUGUCUGGACAUCCUUAAAGAUCAGUGGGCAGCAGCCAUGACACUGAGGACGGUCCUCUUGUCAUUACAAGCCUUACUGGCGGCAGCAGAACCAGAUGAUCCACAGGAUGCUGUGGUGGCCAAUCAGUACAAGCAGAACCCAGAGAUGUUUAAACAGACGGCAAGACUCUGGUCUCACGUUUACGCAGGAGCUCCCGUCUCCAGUCCGGAGUACACACGCAAAAUAGACAAACUCUGUGCCAUGGGCUUUGAAAAAAAUGCAGUAAUAGUGGCGCUGUCGUCAAAAUCCUGGGACGUGGAGACGGCGACGGAGCUCCUCCUUAGUAACUGAAUUUCGACGCCCGUCACGUUCCUCGGGAUCCACACGUCAGUCUUCAGCCGUACACACCCUCUCUCCUCCAAAAACUCCUGCUGUCUGAAGGCCAAUCCUGCUCGAUCCCACCCUCCUUUUUACGUCGGACAGAUCCCCCUUGUUCCCUCCCCCCCCCGUGACAUCUCCUCCGUCACCUCUGCUGUACCACACUCCAAUCAUCUGCUCCGUCAGCUCUUACCUCUGGUUUCUUUAAGGCUUCUCAACACUUAGUGAUACAAUCAGAAAUCCACAUCGAACGCCGUCUCCGAAGCAAAGUAGAAACCAAGCCCCGGCCACAUCUGUCACUCUGUCCCAGUUUUUUCUGGCUGUCCAAGAAAGCGGCUGUCAGCGGCUUCUCCUUGCCUAUGCAGUGCAUUUAUUUUCAUUCAUGCUCACCUCUUGGAGAGGGUUUAUGCCAUUCAGGGCAGUUCUGUUCCAGUUUUCGGACCCCCAUACUAAUUCAGUACACUUUUGGCUUGCUUUCACCAGGGAGAUUAAGAUCUCGUUUGAAAAUUCUCGUGCUCGGAUCAUUCGGGUUUUCGUGUGUUCGGACACUCUUUAAGAGGAUAGACGAGAAAAGGAACGUUUUGCUAGCGAUUUAUUGUAAUGUGGGUAUAUUUAAUUUGAAAGAAGAAAGCAGCGGGGGGUAAAAAGCGGUCCCCUUUUUUGUGCCGUCAUGGAGGAAUUCAGCACAUGCUGUAGUACGCCGUGUAGGUCGGCUUAUUCUGGAAAACAGCUCAUUAGGUGUCUUGCAGGCGUCCUCGCAGUAGCCAUCCUCAUGCCAAGUCCCCCCCCACCCUCACCAGUCAACAUCUGGCAGCUCCUCUAGGAGACUCCUCUCCUCCACUUUUGCCACACAUGGCUUGAAAUUACUUUCUUCAUCCGGGCUUCUCCCUUUCUUUUUAAAACACUUUUAUUCAGGAACAUGGAUGCGUUUGAUUUGUUGUUUUUAUUCCGAGAGAAAGAAGCAAACAAAAUUGAUGUUCAACGCGACCCGUGACAAGUCUAGAAGAAUAAGACCUCAUCUUAAUUGCAUCAACAAAUAAAUGUCAAUGACCAAUCUGUAAAUAAAAAGAUUAAAGUCUGUGUAAAAUAA